This is a messenger RNA of Andrographis paniculata, 410 nucleotides long. RefSeq lists its product as uncharacterized. Bases 68 to 325 code for a protein of 85 amino acids. Lineage: Eukaryota; Viridiplantae; Streptophyta; Magnoliopsida; Lamiales; Acanthaceae. The transcript is spliced from 2 exons. The record is from RefSeq and is a predicted model, not a curated record.
UUUAGCCCUUCAUUUUUCUAACACAUUAAGACACAAAAUACAUACACACUACACUUACUCUUCAACGAUGGAGCUCAGCCCAAUGCUCAUCUUCCUCAUCGUCUCCGUCCUCAUCGGCGCCGGAGCGCGCCCGGCCUUAUCGUCCAAAGGGAGGUUGAAUGCGACGAUCAAUUACAACAUUGGAUCGUCGGAGGUUUACGAAAUCGACUAUAGAGGACCCGAAACACAUACCUACAUUCCGCCCCCGAAUCGGGCUGCCGGAGAUCGGCCACGGAUCCAUCAUCGUCGCAAAUCCAAGCUCAAAAAGGCCACAAGAAAUGUAUGAAUAUUCAGCUAUGUGUGUUCAAAAUGUUUGUUUCAAUUUACCCCAAAUUUUCACUUUACUUAUAAAAAAAAAAAAAAAAAGAUAU